CAGUUUGUAGAGUUAGCGGCAGAGGUGGCUGGGUUAGAAGGCUUGACUGCUUCUGAUGAUUAUGGUGACGGUAACGUUGAAUGUUGAUGACUUACUUGACAGUUGCACAAGGAGUAAAAUACUGGUCAGCUUUAUUCACCGUUCUAUAAAUUGUGGUUAAAA
This is a messenger RNA of Enterobius vermicularis (human pinworm), 162 nucleotides long. Lineage: Eukaryota; Metazoa; Nematoda; Chromadorea; Rhabditida; Oxyuridae. The record is from the annotation of a GenBank genome assembly.